AUGUCCUCAAAAAAUCGUUUGGUUCUCGAUGAUCUUUUAAUAAAAAACGUCAAUACUUGGGGUAACAUUCAAUACAAUAUUCCGUUAAGACUUUCCAGUAAUGAAACGAGAACAGCGACCAGUAUUGGACUUCGUCACAUUCCGGCGCUUCCACAUAGUUUCGAUUGCAAAAUCGAUGAUCCGCUACCAGAAAGAGUUACCGGACGAGACAUGGUCGUCGAGAAGGAAACAUACAAGACUACAACAGGUGAAUACUGCGUGAAACCGAACCCGAAUAAGGCGAUGGAAAGAUCGGACUGCUCCAUAAAUUGCCGCCGAGUUAUAUUCAUGACGGGAGUCGAGAAACGUUUACAAGGAAAAAAUAUAAAUCAACCAAUCAUGAUAUCGGAAAUGAAGGAUACUUUUAGGGGUGUGACAAAGCCGGCCACGGUCCCCCAGGAAAUCACGGUGAAGGCACCCGAUCCUGAAUAUAUUUUUGACGUCGUAGCAGCUGGCAGAAACGAAGCUCCAAUAAUACCGGAGACCGCAGCAGGAUUUAGGAGACUACUAGAUCCAUAUGUGUCUACAUAUAGAACAUAUCAUAAGCCAUUUUCUGCUGAAGACCAGUAUGGGAUUGGCGCAAAGGACCAUAUUACUUUUUAUUCUGAAUUCGAUACACCGAAGGUUCGAGGAUUCGGUCCAAGGCUGAAAGAAGUCUGGAUGCCAUUAUUGUCCAAGCAACACAGAGCGGUAUAUGACAGAAUACACGUUAAGAAAGAGUGCAAAGAAGUCGCCGCUUGCCACAAUCCAGUUAAUAAUAUCCAAGGGGUUUUUGAAUCGGAAACGAAGAAAAAAUACAAGUCUCCAUUUGCGUCUUCGUCGCUUGCAUCAUGGUCACACGGAGAAUCUUUCGACUUAGCACCUUUCCCGCCCAAUCCCUAUCAAACUAACAUCGCUCCGUUUAUGUACUGUAGCGAUUACUGUCACAUAGCUCAGGGAACGCCGCCAUCUACAGUGGUAGACCAGAUCGCGAGCAAGAUGCCUUCUCACAAACAUUGCAUUCAAAGAUAUAUCGUGUCCAGAGAUUAUGAACAAAAAUAA
Bombyx mandarina (wild silkworm) is the source of this 1080-nucleotide messenger RNA. RefSeq lists its product as uncharacterized. NCBI's taxonomy places the organism in Eukaryota, Metazoa, Arthropoda, Insecta, Lepidoptera, Bombycidae. The record is from RefSeq and is a predicted model, not a curated record.